Acanthopagrus latus (yellowfin seabream) is the source of this 2687-nucleotide messenger RNA. Its product is annotated as serine/arginine repetitive matrix protein 1-like. The transcript has 19 exons. Lineage: Eukaryota; Metazoa; Chordata; Actinopteri; Spariformes; Sparidae. The record is from RefSeq and is a predicted model, not a curated record. The coding region runs from base 442 to 1731 and encodes 429 amino acids.
UCCAUUGCCCUCAACCUUCACAGAGAUGCCAAGGAAGUCGAGGCGGUCUGUGGUGUUGAAGCAGCGCUGGAGGAAGCUCAACCUGGAAGAGCUGAGGUCUUCCCCCACCCCCCGGAGACGGUGUCCCCCCCGGCUGGAGAGGAGCCUUCCAGAGGGUCAAGGACCAAGAGGACCAGGGAGACCCACCCCCCCUGCUCCCGAGCUCCAGUCGGCAACGCAGUUGGAUCCUCACCCCCAGCCAAGCCUUUCUGGAGCCCGGAGGAUGUACAAGUUCGUGCACGCCGCGGUACCGGUUACCGCCAUCUGGUGGAGACGUGGCCAACUUCGAAGCUCACUGGACGGAGCCACCAGUUGGUCAUCCCACCGGAGUCUCCUGGCAAGCAGUUUGUUCUGAUUGUCGGGGACUCCCAUCUCCGGGCCAUCGUGGACGAUUUCGCCAAGAUGCCAGAAGGAAAGUUUUCUUUUGGUAUCAUGUCGACCCCUGGGGCCCAUGCUGCUCAGCUGCGCACUGAGGUCCUACAUGCUAAGGUUCCUCGAUCCCCUGAUGCUGUUUGUGUUCUUGCUCCUAGCAACAACCUGACAGCGAGCAGGACCGUUGACGAGGCAGCCGUCGACUACGCCCGAUUCCUCACUGCUGUGAGGAGCCGCUGGUCGGAGGAGCCGCUGGCCGGAGGUCUUUGUGGUGGACUUCCCCCCCCCCGCCUGAACGAGGAUGAGGAGCACCAGAGGGCCCUUCGCCAUGCGUACCAUCGCGUGACAGCUCGUAUGGGUUUGAGGUACUUCUCUGUGGAGGAGUACUUCCCCCGUACGCGCUUGGAUCUGUGGAGCAGAGACGGCGUUCACCUGAGCGACCGUGAGGGGAUGGGGAUCCUCACCCAGCUGCUGUGGGCCUCCACUGAGCAGUUCCUCGAGACACCACCACCACCUCCCCCUCCCCCGGUGUCUCCUACUCCUUCACAGCCGCUUAGGAAGGUUUCUCCUAAGCUGGUUGUGAAGGGAGAGGUACGUGCUCCUCUGUCUCCUGACCCCUUCCAGUGGAAGGUCGUUGGUCAGAGCAGCAAGCCGCAGGUUCCUGGUCCGGCCAGCGUGGCUCAGCAGCAGGAGAAGGAGUCCUUCCUUCCACUGAACCCACGGUGGUUUAGUAGCACGACCCUUUGUGCUAUGGAGGAAGUGUCUCCUUCUCAGCUGUCUGAUGUGGUGGACGUCCCAUCUCCUCCAGCGCGCAAGAAGGUGGCCUCCCCAGCGGCAGCCAGGCGUCAUAGGACCACGGAGAGACGCCCCCCCUGCCACCAGUCUCCUGUGAACAACCAGGUUGGAUCCCCUCCAGCCAGGCUGUCACGGAGACUGGAGGACGACGGCCCCUCCAGCCCGGUUCCUCUGUCCAGGACCACAGAUGGAACACCCCCCCGCACCCAAACUUCAGUGACCAACCAGCUGGUUGGAUCCCCUCCAGUCAGGUUGUCCUGUAGUUUGGGUGAUCCGACGACCCCCUGCUGUUCACCGGUUGCGAAGGUGGCCAGGAUGAAGACCCCUUCACCGGUUGGACCAUCCCAGACCAUUAAAGCUGCCUGUCACUCUCCUCGCCCAGUUAAGGUGAACCACUCUCAGGCCGUCAACUUGACCCCCACACAACUAUGGGUUGUGGUCCAUGAUGAUGGGACAAUUUUAGCGGCUCACUGCACCUGCAAAGCAGGACUGGGAGAAGCAAGCAUCCUUACUAGUAGAGAGUGAAAGCAUCUUUGACAAUCUGCAGAUAACAGAGCAAGAGUUCACGAAGAAGAAUCCAGCUCCAGCAGGUGAUGAUGGACGAAUUAGCCCUGCCUGGAAGGCAGAGAUGUAAUCAGUCAUGGCUUUUCGUUCCGGGCCCGAAAUGGAGUACAGGCGCCCUUUAGGAACGGUGGAUCCCGGAAUUAAGUCGAUGGCACAGUCGUAAGGGCGAUGUGGAGGGAGAGACAGAGCUUUGCAGAGAUUUGCUGAAAACUUCCUUGAGAUGGUGGUAGCAAGGUGGAACCGUGGUCUGGUCCGGGUAAUCCGAGUCUGAGACAGGAUUGGCAGAGAACAGAAUGCCCAUCGACAUCGACAUCAAGAGACAUCAAGUGCUGGCAGGAGUAAGUGUGAGUAUUUCUGUUAGAAUAUAGUUUAACAGUUUUCCCAUCUGUGUUGGCUGCAAAAAAUCUGUGAUUCGAAGGUGCAUCAUGUGUCAUAAUUUUUCAGCGGUAAUUUUUUCAUUCAUGCUGUCUCCACUACUUGUCGCAUGUGCACUGAAAUGUGUUAAUCUAACAAUGAUAGGCUUUUACUAUGAAAGUGGAAUUGUCAAAUCAAACCUGUUACACUACACUGGGUACACAUGUAUGUAUGUAUGUAUGGUACAUGUCUUUUGGAGACUGACUUUGCUAUUUAGUUUUUUCCCUCUACAGGUUUUGCUGUGGAGUGUCUGUUCAGGGCCAAGUUGAAUGUGACCACAAGACUGAUGGGUCUUGUGAUGUGUGCUACGUUUGUUUCUAUGUGAUAAACAAACAUCUAACACUCAGACCUUUCCUGGCUUUUGUUACAGAUGGCGUCAAUUUAUCAUGAAACUCCAUUUGGAAAUGUGUAAUUACUUCUUAAACACUGCUGUUACACAGGGUGGCUGUGGGUAACUCUGAAAUCACCACUUUGGUGUGAGCGCCCUCCUCAGGCCACGGCAG